GCGCGAGAGGACUCCCGAUCCAGUUCGCCGACUAAGCAGAAGAAAGAUCAAAAAAACGGCAAAGAGGGGACGAGCAAACAGGCGCUUUCAAGAACAACCCCCUCCUCGCCCGGCGGACAGCGCUCUAGGAACCCAAAGUCUGUGCCACCGAAGACAAAGGCGCCCCGAGGGAGCGGCGCGCGACCUCUGGGCUGGGGCCCGGCCGCUGAGCCCGCUCGGCCCGCUCCCCGCUCGGUCGCGGACCAUGUCUCGAGUCCCGCCACCCGCCCGCGGUCUGCUGCUCCCCCUGCUCACGCUCGGCACCGCGCUCGCCUCCCUCAGCUCGGCCCAGAGCAGCUUCAGCCCCGAAGCCUGGCUGCAGCAGUAUGGCUACCUGCCCCCUGGGGACCUGCGUACCCACACACAACGCUCACCCCAGUCACUGUCAGCUGCCAUCGCUGCCAUGCAGAGGUUCUACGGUCUGCGAGUGACGGGCAAGGCUGAUGCAGACACCAUGAAAGCCAUGCGGCGUCCCCGCUGUGGUGUUCCGGACAAGUUUGGAGCUGAGAUCAAGGCCAAUGUUCGAAGGAAGCGCUAUGCCAUCCAGGGCCUCAAAUGGCAGCACAAUGAGAUCACUUUCUGCAUCCAGAAUUACACCCCCAAGGUGGGCGAGUAUGCCACAUUCGAGGCCAUCCGCAAGGCUUUCCGUGUGUGGGAGAGUGCCACACCACUGCGCUUCCGAGAGGUACCCUAUGCCUACAUCCGCGAGGGCCAUGAGAAGGAGGCCGACAUCAUGAUCUUCUUCGCUGAGGGCUUCCAUGGUGACAGCACACCCUUUGAUGGCGAGGGCGGCUUCCUGGCCCACGCCUACUUCCCAGGUCCCAACAUUGGAGGGGACACCCACUUUGACUCUGCUGAGCCCUGGACUGUCCGGAAUGAGGAUCUGAAUGGGAAUGACAUCUUUCUGGUGGCUGUGCAUGAGCUGGGCCAUGCCCUGGGCCUCGAGCAUUCCAGUGAUCCCUCAGCCAUCAUGGCACCCUUUUACCAGUGGAUGGACACAGAGAACUUCGUGCUGCCUGACGAUGACCGCCGAGGCAUCCAGCAACUUUAUGGGAGUGAGUCAGGAUCCCCCACCAAGAUGCCCCCUCGACCCAGGACCACCUCCAGACCCUCUGUUCCUGAUAAGCCCAAAAACCCCACCUAUGGGCCCAACAUCUGUGAUGGGAACUUUGACACCGUGGCCAUGCUCCGUGGGGAGAUGUUUGUCUUCAAGGAGCGCUGGUUCUGGCGAGUGAGGAAUAACCAAGUGAUGGAUGGAUACCCAAUGCCCAUCGGCCAGUUCUGGCGGGGCCUGCCUGCUUCCAUCAACACUGCCUACGAGAGGAAGGAUGGCAAGUUUGUCUUCUUCAAAGGAGACAAGCACUGGGUGUUUGACGAAGCCACACUGGAGCCUGGCUACCCCAAGCACAUUAAGGAGCUGGGCAGAGGACUGCCUACCGACAAGAUCGAUGCUGCUCUCUUCUGGAUGCCCAAUGGAAAGACCUACUUCUUCCGAGGAAACAAGUACUAUCGUUUCAACGAGGAGCUCAGGGCAGUGGACAGCGAGUACCCCAAAAACAUCAAGGUCUGGGAAGGAAUCCCUGAGUCUCCCAGAGGGUCAUUCAUGGGCAGCGAUGAAGUCUUCACCUACUUCUACAAGGGGAACAAAUACUGGAAAUUCAACAAUCAGAAGCUGAAAGUCGAGCCGGGCUACCCCAAGUCAGCCUUGCGGGACUGGAUGGGCUGCCCAUCAGAGGGCAGGCCAGAUGAGGGGACUGAGGAGGAGACGGAGGUGAUCAUCAUCGAGGUGGACGAGGAGGGCAGCGGGGCCGUGAGUGCCGCUGCCGUGGUGCUGCCCGUGCUGCUGCUGCUGCUGGUGCUGGCAGUGGGCCUCGCGGUCUUCUUUUUCAGACGUCAUGGGACCCCCAAGCGACUGCUCUAUUGCCAGCGUUCCCUGCUGGACAAAGUCUGACCCCCACCGCUGGCCCACCCACUCCUACCACAAGGACUUUGCCUCUGAAGGCCAGAGGCAGCAGGUGGUGGUGGGUGGGCUCCUCCCACCCCUCCCCAAGCCCCCUCCUGCCCCUCACUCCCUGCCUCCCACCUUUGUCCCGUGACUGGCCUCUCUACCCUCCACCCUGGCAUCGCUACUUCCCUAGAUGGGUCCCCUGGGGUUCAAGAAGGUCCACCCCUUCCAGCCCCUGCCCCUCAAGGGAACCCUGUAGCUUGGUGUGUGUCCACCCCCAUCUGAAUGUCUUGGCUCUGCACUUGAAGGCAGGAUCCUCAGACCUCGCUGGUAAAGGUCAAAUGGGGUCAUCUGCUCUUUUCCAUUCCGUGACAUACCUUUAACCUCUGAACUCUGACCUCAGGAGGCUCUGGGCACUCCAACCCCCUCUGGCCCCCAAGUGUAGCCAAUGGGCAAUCUCCCACCACUCUCUGUGGCUAAAGGAAAUCUAGCCUUGUUGUGGGGGUGACCCUGAGAGAGUGAGUGGGUGGGGGCUGCGCAGCCAACCUAAGACCUUGGGAGGAAAGCUCAGAGCGGCUCAGUCCACUGCACAAAGACCUGCUUCUGCCUCCCUCCCCACCUUCCACGGAAGGAGCCUGAGCCAUUGAAGACUAAACUGGGGCUGCAGAAACCCAUCAGCCCUACCCUCCCAAAUGUUAGCCAUGGACGGGGAUGUCAAGGUUGGAAGAGCUGAGACCUGGGGGUGCAGACACUGGGGUGUGAGGCCAAGGGGAGAGACUGUGGGGGUGAGCCAGAAGACCACACAAAGGAAGAACUUCAUUCAAAUGCAGGCGGCUGGGGCAGGGGCCCAAGGGCAGAGCAGCCAGAGGGGACAGGACUGGAC
Messenger RNA from Talpa occidentalis (Iberian mole), 2867 nucleotides. RefSeq names its product matrix metallopeptidase 14 (gene MMP14). Gene Ontology annotation, molecular function: zinc ion binding; metalloendopeptidase activity. Gene Ontology annotation, cellular component: extracellular matrix. The coding region runs from base 245 to 1990 and encodes 581 amino acids. The record is from RefSeq and is a predicted model, not a curated record. The transcript has 10 exons. Lineage: Eukaryota; Metazoa; Chordata; Mammalia; Eulipotyphla; Talpidae. Gene Ontology annotation, biological process: skeletal system development; extracellular matrix organization; zymogen activation.